Molecule: messenger RNA, 1080 nt
Organism: Cyphellophora attinorum
Lineage: Eukaryota; Fungi; Ascomycota; Eurotiomycetes; Chaetothyriales; Cyphellophoraceae
Exons: 2
Coding region: 1-1080 (359 amino acids)
Source: RefSeq, a predicted model, not a curated record
AUGUCUUUCUUUCGCCGCCGCCUCAGCAAAUCCGACCGGGACCGCGACAGCAGGCACUCCCAAAACUUGGACCGUGGACCAAUCUCGCCAACAUCGCCGCCAACAUCAUACAACAUGCCCAACGGCCAACUCCAAAACUCGGACCAGCACUACUCGAGACCUGCUUCGUCAACAGCCGCAUCAGACGCCUCCUACGAUUUCGCGAACCAUCAACAACACUCUAACAACAUGCAAGGCGCGACCACUAGUCCCACUACCCAACAAAACGCCUCUCACCGCUUCGCCAACAACCCACCACCAUCAGGCACCAACAGCGUUUCUCGCCCUCUCACACAGCACGCCCUACCAGCAGUCCCACACUCCGGCGCAGGAACACUCGGCAAUCUAUCACGAACAGACCAAGUCGUGCUACGCUACUUCUGGGAGGCCAAAGCCGAGGAGAACCUGUCUCGCGAUCUGCACUUCCUCAAGUUCCCAUCGUUUGGCUUGGCGCCGACGGAUCGCGAGCUGGUGCCGUUCUGUGAGAUCUACGCGCUGGUGAAGAAUAGCAAGGGGGCGGAGAUUGUUGGGUUGGGGACGUUGGGGGGUGGGGCGGGGACUUUUAUUGGGUUCGAGCUCUUCUCCUCAGCACAACUCCACAUCGACCUCUCCGACACCUGGACCGUCCCCAUCAGCCACCACCGCGUCAGCUUCAAGCCCUUCUCCACCCUCUUCGCCUCAAACUCGACCUCCUCGUCUCAAGACAUGAACCAGAUCGCCAGCAGCUGGCCUAAGCCUUUGACGAUCGAGUACCUCGAGGAGUUGUAUAGUGAGCGCUGGGCACGAGAUCUGAAUGCGCCGUGCUGGGAGUCGAGGGAGGUGAGGGAGUUGGGCGCGCCGGGCGUGGGUGGGGGACCGGUGGAUGAGGUGGAGAGUUUGGGUGGGCAUGAGGGGAUGGGAGGUGGUGGCGGCGGUGAGAGUGUUGGGGUUGUGAAUGGGAAUGCGGUGCGGAAUGGGAGGGUUGAUGAGGGGCAGAGGGCGGAGGGGAGGAGACGGGGAGAGGAUUCGGCGGUUUUGGGGGAGCAUACUGUCGGGCUGUGA